This is a messenger RNA of Asterias rubens (European starfish), 2640 nucleotides long. RefSeq names its product adhesion G protein-coupled receptor L1-like. NCBI's taxonomy places the organism in Eukaryota, Metazoa, Echinodermata, Asteroidea, Forcipulatida, Asteriidae. The transcript has 17 exons. Bases 1 to 2208 code for a protein of 735 amino acids. The record is from RefSeq and is a predicted model, not a curated record. Gene Ontology annotation, cellular component: membrane. Gene Ontology annotation, molecular function: G protein-coupled receptor activity.
AUGCCGGACAACGACGCGAGAGGUAGAAGGGUAAAGUCACUUUGGAUGUGGGGACUUACCAUCGUGGCUAACAUCGCAGUUACCGGACCGAGUGAAAAUACCACAUAUCCCAGUGCUGCCACCAUUCAGACCACACCGGCAGCACCCAAGUGUCCAGACGGUUGGAUCGAGCAGAAUGAGAGGUGUUAUAGUCUGUCAAUAAACGAUUCCUUAUCGUGGCCCGAGGCAAGACUAGCUUGCCAGCAAACACCAGGAGGAGACCUAUUAGUUUAUAAUAGUACAGAAGAAAAGAGUUACAUCACGAAGCUGAUUGAAUGUCCACCAAUUGACGGUGAACCGUCCUAUGAAAAGCCUACCAACCUGUGGAUUGGUUUGUACAGAGGCUGCGCAGAAGAUCCUAAGAUAUUUCAGUGGGUUGGCGGUGUGGAUCUCUCGGACGAGUUGAAGAACUGGGAGGAAGGACAGCCAGAUAACUUUUUCAAAGCACCACCUGAGCCAUCACCGACGCCCUCACCGUCGAGUACCAUGGAACUAUUCGCCUUAACAACCACAGUGCAGAUGUUAUCAACUUUUGUCGCUGUCGUUGAGUCAACCACCUUACCACAGCCGACUCCGACACCAACGUUCACAACCACACCAGCAACUAACACUUUGCUAACAUCCCAUAACACACAAAGCAUACCUACCAUGUCAUCCUCUACUAAUAUAUCGCCAAGUCAGUACCAUAACUUGCCCCAUACAACUCAAGAUACAACUACGCAAGUACCACAAACAACGUCUGAUGACGUAACAACAGAUGAUCCCAGAACAACCAAUCGUGAUGGCGGAUCAGUCACGACAGAAACUACGUCAUUGGCUCCUCCCAUAACCAGCGACCAAUCAGGUUUUAGUAACACCUCGCCCGUUAUGACUACGACUACACCGAUUAUGUGCCGAGCUGAGAUUCUAGACGCACUGGAGUGGGCAGAGACGAUAGAGGGCGUACACGCCGUUCAAGCGUGCCCAGAAAAUCCUUUUGCUGUCGUCACACGAGCUUGUGUAUUGAUUUCCACAACGUCUGCAACAUGGAGGCAACCUGACUUCAGAGAUUGUCAAGUUCCAACAACUGGAGACCUUCUAGAAAGGUUGACAUACAUGUACAACUCGCCUACUGUUGAGCCCGGUGACGUCAUCAAAGCCAGCUACCAGCUAUCGCAGAUGUUGGCGCCCCCUACGUCCGACGAUGGAAGCGCACAGAGGAAUCCUGCUGAUGAAUAUUCAUUACUGGUCGAGUCGUUGGAGAUGUUGGUUGCUUUACCAAGUAGACUCACUGAAUGCAGGCCUAGUGAUCUUAACAAGUUCGCUAACUCCAUCCUACAGGCAGUUGACAACAUGCUACAUCCAGAUAACCUUGCCAUAUGGAUUGGCAGUCCACAGGUAUCUGCUGAUACUGUGCGCGUGAUGGAUGCAGUCGAAAGCUUCGCCGCACAAACAGCCACCGCAAACUGUAACCUCAUUCUGACACCAGAUGACGUCACAGUUCCGUCAUUCGAAGGGAAAUACGACAAUGUCGUCUUUAGGAAGUCAGUGGAGACAACGGCCCGUUUUGAGGGUUUGGCCUACACCGCCUCGUCACCUCGAGCAUCCAUUGUGCUACCUCCUGAAAUAUUCGAUGACGUCACUGAUACGCAAGUGACACUUCUGGUCGUGUUUUACCCAAGUAUUGGACCACUGCUGGAUGAUGUAACGCAACCUGCGGCCGCAACCAACCAAAAGGUGAUGUCAUCUAUUGUGACGUCGACAGCCAUCCACCAAUCAAAUGAUGUGUUUCAGAAACUAGCCACUCCACUUUGCAUAAACUUCACCAAGACUGUUGCAACAUUUGACAACGAAGAAAACUGUGUUUAUCUUGGCCGUUCCGAAAGCGGCAAAAGCGAAUGGUUAACCGACGGCUGUUGGGUGAAUGAAAGAAAGAAUGGGUCGCUCCACUGCUGUUGCAAUCACAUGACGUCUUUUGCUAUCGUUGGCGCAACUGAGGUUAUACAGCAAUAUCAACUUCUUCUUCUGACCUACGUCUUAUGUUCAGCAUCCUGUUUCAUCAUCUUGUUAUCAACACUUAUCCUCUUCUCAAUAAGGUACCACACUAUAAGUCCGAUUCCCUGUCUCAAUACAACGACAACGACAUUAUACUUUGUAAAGAGACAGACUACUUGUUUCCCUUUAGCCUAAUUUUAGAUGUCAUUUGGAUGCAAUGGAAGGAAAGCAGGAUUAACUCACUAUAAUAUUUAAGUUUCACCAUUUGUUUCCCUUGUUGAAGCGCCACAGGAAAAUGUCAAAUACUGUCUGAAGUUAUGUGAGCAAGUCAGCUUACUCUAUAGUUGGAAUUACAAAGUUUGAUUUAUGUAUACAAUGUGCAUAUUUUUUUAAUUUUUCCAAAAGGCAUUUGAACUCAGCAGCAUUGACAAUUCACGCAUCUUUAGCUCUCUCUAUUAUACUGAGUUUUGUCGUGGUGAUGGCUGGUCUAGAAAGAACAACCAAUCAGGUAACUGGUUAGAUUAAUAACAACCAAUCAGAUUCAUUAUAAUUCCUGUCCAGAAAGAACAACCAAUCAGGUUGGUUCUGUGUAGAAGGAACAACCAAUCAGGUUGGUUCUGUGUAGAA